GAAAGAGAAUGUAGAUAUAUAUAUAUAUAUGUAAUAGACAUUCAAACAUGUUCAAUGUUCCAUUGUUUCUAAUACUAAACACAAUACAUAAAUCAUUAUUGUUUCUUUUCUUUUCAAUAAACAACAUGUUUGUCGAGAUGGAUAGAUACAUAUUGAUUAGAAUAUGAAGAUUUAUUGUUAUAUAUAUCAAUAAUUUAAAACUGGAAAUAGAUCAUUAUCAACUUUACUACUAAUAUUCAUACUACUAAUAACAACUAAUGACAAGUAGUGUAUUCAUUACAAUCAUCAUUUUGUUUUCAGCAAUUAUUCUCAAAUAUUCAACACUCAUAAAUCAAUGAUAUUUCUAGAAGGAAAAAAGAAAAAAAGGCAUUCAACUCAUACAAACGAAUGAAUGAAUGAAUGACUUAGUGUGCUGAAUGUAUUUAUCCUAUUCAUUGUAUAUAUAAUAUACAUAUUUCAUCAUAAUUAAAUGUUCUAAACGAUUAGAGAAUAUCAUUGAACAUAUUCAGAGAGUAUGGAUAUGUGAAUGUGUGUGUGUGUGUAUGGGGGGGCAUUUAUGUAUAAAUUGUAGUGAAGAACAACUGUUUCUUAUUGUAUUCAAUUGUGAACAUCUUAGCUAUUGGAUAAAUACUUUUUUCUUUUUUUUUUAAAAAAAAAGAGAUUUCUUUACGUGGAUAGACAUUUCAUACAUAGUAGAAUAGAUCAGUUGCAUUAGUAACGAUAACAACGACAACAAGAACAAGAACAACAACAACUCAUGGAUCUGUUACCAACCAUUUAUACCCAUAGAUUAAUGUAUAGAAAUAAUAAUCAUCAUCAUCCUCAUAAAAACACUAUUGAAGAUUCAAAUCAGAAUGAUGAAGAGAAUGGAUUAUUAAAAAAAUAUCAUUCUAUUGAAUAUGAUGAAUUGCCUCAACAUCUUCAUCAUCAACUUCAUCAUCUUCAUCAUCAUCAUCAUCAACAUCAUGAACAUCAAUAUCCACAUCAGAUAAUUCAUUCACAACCACAAUUAUUUCGUCAAUUAUCCGCUAUACCUAAUCCAAUUUAUCAUUAUUUACAUUUAUUUUAUAUAAAUCGGGUUGAAACAAGACGUAAUACAAUAGCAAAUACAUUACAUGAAAUUGUACAAAUAGCUCAAGAGAUUUUACAUGAAGUUGAAUUACAAGAACCACGUUUUGUUAGUACAUUAAAAGUGAUUCAUACAAAUAAUAUAGAAAAGAAACAAGAUGAUAAUGAUGAUGAUGAGAAUAAUAAUACUUCACCGGAUACUACUUCGAAUGUAAUCAAUAGUCUGAAUACAACGAAUACUACUACUACUAUUAGUAGUAGUACUACUAGUGUUACAACGAAUCCCAUGAAUAGUAGUAAUAGUAAUAAUAAUUCACAAAAUGGAGUUUAUUAUGAUGGUUUACGUGUUCUAUCAUCAAAUCAUUUUGAGAUAACACUUUAUUUAAAUCAAAUGGGUGUAUUUAAUUUUAUGGAUGAUGGUAGUAUACCUGGUGGUGCUGUCUUAAAAUUAUCCGAUGGUCGUAAACGUUCAAUGUCAUUAUGGGUUGAAUUUAUUACAGCAUCAGGAUAUUUAUCAGCUAGAAAAAUACGUGCAAGAUUUCAUAGUUUAAUUGGACAAGCAAUACAAAAAUCAGCCUAUCGUCAUAUUGUACGUAUGUUAGGGCAUACAACUGAAGUGAAAUUAUGUAUACAUGAUAAGUAUAUAUUACAAAUUACUCCAGCAUUUCGUUGUAAUGGUUUAUGGCCUAGAUCAGCUAGUCAUUGGCCUAUAACUAGUCAUAAUCCUAUUCAUAAUGAAUUGAAUAUAGAAUUAACAAAUACUACUACUCCUCCUUCUAAUAGAAUUAAAUGGCCAUCGAAUCAAUUAAUUAAUGAAGUGAAAUAUGAAGGAUUUUGUUUAUUAAGUCAAGAAUCCGUAUAUACAAAAGAUAAACAAGCAUCCGCUGAAGGAGAUGCAUGGUUAUUAGAUUUUUAUCAUGCUGAAGAACGUUUAUUAUUAAAUCAUACAAUACGUAGACAAUGUUUUAGUAUAUUAAAAACAUUAGCUGAUCGACAUUUAACUGGUGUUAAUAAUAAGGAGAUUAAUUUUAAACAUCCUAAAUCAACUUCAUCAACCGCAUCAACUGCAUCCACAUCGUCGUCACCAAUGAACAUGAUGAAUUCAGUCAUUCAAGAAUAUGAUAUUAAAACACUUGUUUUACAUGAAUGUGAAAAACAUCCAAAUGAUGAUGAUUGGACACAAUAUACAUUAGGGGAUCGUAUUAAUAGUAUAUUAUUACAAUUAAUAUCAUGUUUACAACAUCGUCGAUGUCCACAUUAUUUUUUACCAAAUUUAGAUAUAUUUCGAGGAUAUUCUACAUUAGGAAUGGAUAUUACAGCAAAACAAGCAUGGAGAUUAUUAAGAGAAUUAUUAACAUGUCCACAAGCACUUGAAUAUCUUUAAUUUAAAAAAAAAUUGGAUGGGGUUGGGGGAGGAAGAAAGUAAUAGAAUCAAUAUUCAACAAUUUAUCCAAUGUCCAAUAUAUAUAUAUAUCAUAUGGGAACAUAUAAUACAAGAAAAUUUGAUAACAAUUUUGUGUAAAGUGAAUAAUCUCUUUAUCUCUUUUCAUGUUACCUACUUACUUAUUUAGGUCUGUUAAUCCCAAUGGAGUAAUAGGCCGCCGACCAGCAUUCUCCAACCCACUCUGUCCUGGGCCUUCCUUUAUAGUUCUAUCCAAUUGUUGUUCAUUUUUCUCAUGUCUAUCUCCAUUUCCCGGCGUAACGUGUUCUUUAGUCUUCCUCUUUUCCUUGUGUCUUAAGGAUUCCAAGUGAGGGCGUUUCUUGUGAUGCAGUUUGGUGCUUUCCUCAAUGUGUGUCCUAUACACUUCCAGCACUUCUUCCUGAUUUUUUCCUCAGCUGGAAUCUGGUUUGUUCUCUCCCAUAGUAGGUUGCUGCUGAUAGUAUCUGGCCAACGGAUCCAAAGUAUUUUUUUGCGUAGACGAUUGUUAAUAAACAUUUGUAUUUUCUAGAUGAUGGUUUUCGUAGUUUUCCGAGUUUCCGUCUCAUACAGUAGAAUCUUUUCAUGUACACAUACACAUACACUUUAACACUAAUCAUAUUUUAAUGUGUAACCUUGAAUAGUCAUUUAUAAUAAUGAUGAAAAUGUUUGUUUAAAUUGUAUACUUUUGAUCGAAAAAUCUUGUUGUAUUUUUUGAACAAAUAUGAGAAUUGUCUGUAU
This is a messenger RNA of Schistosoma bovis, 3226 nucleotides long. Lineage: Eukaryota; Metazoa; Platyhelminthes; Trematoda; Strigeidida; Schistosomatidae. The record is from the annotation of a GenBank genome assembly.